CUGUCAUGUUUCAACUGUGCACAGCCGAGGACGGCAGUCGUAAACAAACAGUCCGGCCGGCCUCACGUCAGAAGCAGACCACCUUGCCCACCACUUUCUCCGCCCUCUCUCAUGGCCGUCGAACCACUGCUGGCCACCCGGCCUCAACGGGCUUUCAUCAUGACCAGUGAGCGCCUACAGGCUCUCGUUGUCCUGACGAUGGUGGCUAUCGUUUUUCGCAAGGUGGAGAACGAAGUGUCUUUCAGCGGCGGUUACAAGACAUUACCAUGCUACCUUGCGCUAUUCGCUUUGGCCGAAGUUUUCGAGUUGAUCAUGGCAUUCGAUGCGCUGAGGCUGCGGAACGUCAUUCAAUUGGCUGGUAUCCUCCUGUUCCACAUGGCUCUGAUCGUAUUCGCCGCCGUUCAAAUCCACGAAACCAAAGCAGCUCUCGUCGGGGCCGUUGACUGCGUCAGCGAUCCCAGCCAGAAACUCUGUCGCCUCUGGAUUUCCGUCCAACCUUUCCUCAUCGUUGUCCCUUGCAUCAUUGCCGCUGCUUGGUUCAUCAUGAUGUUCUGGAUCAAAGAAUUGUACUCGGAGUUCGGCUGGGCCAUUUUCCACGUGGUUGGAGCGAACCCCAAAAUGAAAAGAAUGUACCAGUGGUAUCAGAUCAUGCUCUGUGCCCUGAAGUUCGAUUUCUUUUUCUUCAUUGGGGUGACGAUGCAGUUGCUCAUCGUCGUCUUGUCGCGAAACAGUGCUGAGUUUGGAGUGACGAUUGCUGCUAUUCCAGUCGUGCUUAUCUUGCUCGCGCUCUGUGGGACCGCUGUGAAGAGGGAGAUCAAAUGGCUCAUGUCAAUCUCUCUGGUGAUGAUGUUGGCCGCUGAGAGUUACUUAGUGUACAAGCUGGUCAGGAUAUACUCUCCUUCAUCUCGAGAUGAUUACGCAACGACCCGAGCCUCCUUGACCAUAUUCACCAUCGUUGCUUUCCUGCUUCUUUUCGCGACGUUUGCUGUCGGCCUGCGCUGUUUCGCCGACUUCGACAAAGGCCUACUGCCGUCCAAAGUCAAUGAUGUGCCCGGGAGACCCCGAUACUCACAGACGGAAACUGCAGGGAAUGCCAAGGAUCAAAACGGCUCUUAUUAUGGUGGCGCUCCCGUGUCUCAGCGCAUAUCCAUAGAAUGAUUCCAUUCUCUACGAUCUAUCACGCAUUGCAUACUGUACCAUCAUUUUCAUCUCACUAUACCAUCUGAACCGGGGAGGCUUUCGAUCGUAAUUAUGCUUUCUACUAUCUAGAUGGACUCUAUGAUAUGCCCUUAUACUACAGGGAAUCUCGGGACUUACUUAGUGUCGGCAGCCAGAUUUGGAUAAUUGCAUCACAGCUUUUCACGUCAUACCAUGUCCAGCCCCAAAUACGAGAAGAGGCCGUUGUGGCUAUCUUUCAUGGAGAGGACCAAUUUCACGGUCACUGGACUGACGGCACUGGCCAUAGUUCUGACGCGCUCAGCGGGCGUCGCAUUUUUCGGCGCCGGGGCACUCACGUGCACACUCUCGGUCAAGUACAUCCUCAAGAGGAUUAUCCGGCAACCGAGACCAGCAUUUGGCACGAAGACGACGUACGGGAUGCCCAGCACCCAUUCAGCGACCAUCGGGUAUUACGGGACGUACGUGACCUUGGCGAGCAUAUACCUGCCGCUGCAUCCCUCCAUAUCCAUUGGCGAAUGGGCUCGCGUUGCCGCUCCCGUGAUAGUCGUUCCGUGGGCGGCCCUCAUCGCGACAUCGCGCAUUCUGCUGGGGCAUCACACGAUCGCGCAGGUCGUCGUCGGCGUUGCUUAUGGGAUGUUAUUUGCGGGAAGCUGGUUGCUACUUUGGAUGGGGGGAGCGAGAGAGUAUGGGCCCGCAGUCGAGGAGUUACUCAACCUUAGAUUUUGAUCUUCUAUCAAUCUGAUUAUCACGUCCUUCACACACCUCUCAUCGCACUGCCACCCAAGGAUCAUUGGCGUCAUGGCCAAAAAGAAAGCUGGAAACGCUGCAAGCAAAGCGGCCAAGAAGGCUAAAGCUGCCCAGAAAACAGAGAAGUCUGUCAAGAAGAAGACGAACAAGCAGAAGAAAGCAGACGACGAAGACUCCGAUGACGAUCUAGAGGGCAUUCUCGAAAAGAUGCGUCUGGAAUGGGAAGAGGCUCACAAGGUGACCGAGGAACUCGCUGAUGGUCCGCCAUCUCGACGCGCCAAUGCGACUCUAACAGCUUGUCCCAAUGGAGGACAGCUCUGGUGCAUCGGCGGCGAAUACUUCAGCGAAGACGGCAAGGCGUAUUUCUACUCAGACGUCUAUCGGUAUUCACCUGAAAAGGACGAAUGGAGACGAUUUGUGUCACCACAUUGUCCGGGACCGCGUUCGGCGCACGCCGUCGCAGCCUCGCCCGCAGGCGGAGGUAAACUCUUCUUAUUUGGUUCUGAAUUCUCCUCUCUACACCAGACCUCGUUCCACCAUUACCGAGACUUUUGGUGCUUUGAUAUCUCAACACACACCUGGGACCGUGUCGAAACGAAAAUUGUGCCCAGCGCCCGAUCUGGGCAUCGGAUGGCCAUUUGGAAGCACUUCAUUGUCCUUUUCGGUGGCUUCUAUGACCCGGGGAGAACAACUCGAUACCUGCAAGAUCUUUGGGUCUUUGAUCUGCAGGAGUACAAGUGGAGGCAGAUUGAAUUCAGAGAGACGGAUGCCAAACCUUCGCCCCGGAGUGGCUUCUCAUUUCUAUCUGCACCCGAGGGUAUCCUAUUGCACGGUGGAUACUGCAAGGAAUACAUCAAAGGUAAACGACCAGUGGGUGUGAUGCUGGAAGAUACCUGGUUCCUCAACUUGUCUCUCGUCACUGCUGACUCAGCGGCGAGCCAGCCCAAGUCUGCGAAUGGGCCUUUGAUCGCAAAAUGGGAGCGCCGGAAACGGCCGUCGACGAGCUACGCCCCUGCGCUUCGCUCCGGCUGCACGAUGACCAUGUGGACCGCAAAGAAUACGGGUGUACUUUUCGGUGGGGUAACUGACGAGGACACCGGUGAAGAAUCCAUGGAAAGUACAUUCUGGAAUGAUCUGAAUGGCUAUCAACUGACUGGAAGGGCAGAUGGCUCUCGAUGACUCUCAAGCGACCAAAGAAACCCGGAGGAAAGAAGAAAGCACCGGUGGUGCAAAACGGCAGCGAUGACGACGAGCGGGCGCCAGACCCCGUCGACCUCGAUGAUCCAGUGCUGACCACACCAGUCGCACGAUACAAUGCCAUGCUUGCCAUCCUUCGGAACACAUUGUACAUCUACGGAGGGAUCUAUGAGCGGGGGAAGAGAGAAUAUACUUUGGAUGACUUUUAUUCCAUCCAACUCGACAAAAUGGACCGCUACGUCUGUCUGAAGCAGAGUGCUCUCGUAUUAUUGGAUGACGACGAGGAGAGUAGCGAGGAUGACGACGAUGGAGACAGUGACGAUGACGAUGAAGACAGCGACGACGAGGAGAACGAGGAGCAGCAGCCUGAUCCAGUCGUGGAGAAUACCAUUGACUCAGACGCCACCGACGAGGACGAGAAUUCUCUGCGGGUCCAAGCAACAGCAUUCAUGGGAAUAUCCAAGGAACGGACUGCCGAAGAGGCACUUCGCACGCCUCUUCCAGGGGAGACCCUUGCUAUGUUCUACGCGCGCUCACGACUCUACUGGGCUCAGGUCGCGCUUGGGAACACAGACAACCAAGGAAAACAACUUCGCCGCGAUGGAUUUGCGCUUGCUCAACAGACGUACGACGAGUACAAGCCCAUAUUAAAAGAGGUGGAAAAAAUCCUUGCCGAGGCUGGACUUGACGAAGAGGAAAUCAGGCAAUCCGCAGCAGGCGGUGGAGUCAAAGGAGAUUCCAGUCGUUACAGGCGCUGAUUCAUCAGUACUAUUUGUGCUUACGAACUGACAUGCGUGACGAUUGAUGUGACGAUACGCGUUUGUGACACCUAAGCUCGUAUUCCACAACCGUGACCAGCAUGGACGGUGAAGAUCCUAUAACCCAAUUCUUCCCUGACCAAGAGUCAGUCGAUCUCUAUGCUGUGCUUUCUCUCACUAGCUCCGCUUCAUCCGACGAGAUAAGGAAAGCUUACCGUCGCCUCGCUCUCCAACACCACCCAGACAAAUUGACUACAGCCACCGACGAGAGGAAAGCCGAAGCUGCUGUCAAGUUCCAGCAGAUAGGCUUCGUGUAUGCGGUCCUCAGCGACGAGAAAAGACGGGAGCGCUAUGACCGGACGGGCAAAACCGACGAGGGAUUCGAUGAUGUGGCAGAGGAUGGCUGGGAAGCGUAUUUCGAAGACCUCUUCGAUCGCGUCACGCGCGGCAAAUUGGACGAGAUGAAGAAAGAGUACCAAGGGUCAGACGAAGAGCUUGAGGAUCUCAAAGCCGCAUACGUAGAGACGGAGGGUUCAAUCUCCGAUAUCAUGACCUACAUCCCUCAUUCGACAUUCGACGACGAGCCGCGAUUCAUCGUGGCUAUUACUCGACUGAUCAAAGAGGGUGCGCUUGAGUCUCUGGCUGCGUGGGAAGCUGGCGUCAAGGACGAAAAGGCUAAACUGGUGAGAAAGAAGCAGGGGGAGAAGGAGGCAGAGGAAGCGGAGCAGAUGGCGAAGGAGCUGGGAGUGUGGGAUGAAUUCUACGGGAGCGGGAAGGCGACAGAGCGUCAGAGUCGCGCCAAGGGCAAAGGGAAGGCAAAGCAGACGGCCGCGGAGGACGAGGAUGGGGACGUGUCGGCGCUGCAAGCUCUGAUUCUGAAAAAGCAGAAGAAGAGCGCGAAUUUCUUCGACAGUUUGGCCGAAAAAUACGCAGAGCCGGAACCCAAGGCCGCUCGGAAAGGGAAGGGGAAGAAACGGACCAGUGAUGACCUUGAGGAGGCAUCAGCAUCGUCACGGAAGAAACAACGAGUUGCUCCGCCCCCGAUCGACGGCGAAGAGUUCGAGAAGCUUCAGCAGAAGCUAUUGGGCGACAAGCCCCGCUCAUCUGCCAAAUCCAAGACGAAAAAGAGCAAAUCGUGAGGCGCCAAUUGGAAACUGGAAUGUGUGCAGAUGGUAUAUCUCCGACGAAUGUUGUACAUUGUAAAUACAGAUGCAAGUGAGGUUAAAC
Molecule: messenger RNA, 5108 nt
Organism: Mycena citricolor
Lineage: Eukaryota; Fungi; Basidiomycota; Agaricomycetes; Agaricales; Mycenaceae
Source: the annotation of a GenBank genome assembly